GUGUUGCAAGCAUGAAGGGGGGGAAAUGGGAACUUCGACGACAUUUCAUUCGAGAGUUCGUUGCGGAAAAGAAGAAUGUAGGCGCUGAGUAUGUUGGGAGACGACCGAUAAUGCGUUACGUUAAAACGAUCAGUGAGUUAGAAGAAGUAAACGAAAACGUUCUCACAGAUGAUGGAAAUGGAAAAAGAAAGGAUAAGAAAGAAAAGGAUAAUGAGGAGGAGAAAAGACAGAAAAGGAGGAAGAGCGAUGAAGAUAGUAUGGAAGAGGGUGCUGAAGAGGGAGGUGACGAAGGGGAGGAUAGGAAAGAAAUGAACAAUGAUGGAGAGAAAAGACAGAAAACGAAAGAGAGAGAUGAAGAUGGUAUGGAAGAGGUUGACGAGGAGGUAGGCGAAGAAGAGGAACCCGGCGCGGCGGAAGAUGAUAAAGCGGGAGCUGACAAAGGGAAAGGGAAUCAAGAGAUAGAUGAUAAAGAAGAAGUGGACGAAGAAAAAAUUGACAAAGAAAAGAAAGGAAAAAUAAAGAAAGGGGAUGAUGAAGAGAAAGAACAUUACGAAAGGGAAGGGGGAGAUGCAAGGGAAGGUGGUGAUGAAGAGGAAGGAGAUGAUGCAAUGAAAAAGAGUGACGAAGUAGGGCAAGAUGACGAUGAAGAGGAAGGGGAUGAUGAUGAAGGGGAAGGGGAUAAUGAAGAAGGGGAAGGGGAAGAUGCGAGGGAAACUGGUGAUGAAGGGGAAGGAGAUGAUGCAAUGAAAGAGAAUGACGAAGCGGAAAACCGUAAUGAAGAAAAAAAUGACGAAGAAGAGGAAGGUGACGAAGCAGAGCGUGGGGAUGAUGAAGAGGAAGAGGAUGAUGAUGAAGGGAAGGGUGAUAAAGAAGAAGGCGAUAAAAAGCAAGGCGAAGAAGGAGAAUGUGACGAAGGACAAGGUCAAAGUGGGAAAGACGAGGAAGAAAAAAAAGGCGAAGGUGAAAAMGAGGAAGGGGAUAACGAAUGGGAUUUUGAAGGAUUGAAUGAUGACGAUGAUGUGCAAGCAGAUGAUAAAAAUGAAAAUGACGAAUAUGAAGGUGGUGAAGAUGAAUAUGAUGAAGGAAAAUGCGAGAAGGGGGAAGGCAUUGGGGAAGACAAAGAAGACGAAGGUUGUUCCACCAGUAUGCCAUCGACGGGUAUGAUUACAACUAUCGAGCUUGCAAGCAGCCUGAAGGUGCGGGAAAGCGAAGAAGAAGGUCGAGCAAGAAUUUUAAGAGGGGAGAAAAUACCAAUAAAUUUGCACUAUGAUGUGGCGAAAGGAGGUGAGGGAUGGGAAAAGAUCGUGGAGGAGGAAGCAUUUCGAAAUUCAGAGAUGGAGCAAUCGGAUUAGAAUUUUAAGAGGGUUUGUAUAGUAUUUGAAUU
Messenger RNA from Chara braunii, 1384 nucleotides. The record is from the annotation of a GenBank genome assembly. NCBI's taxonomy places the organism in Eukaryota, Viridiplantae, Streptophyta, Charophyceae, Charales, Characeae.